UGCAUCACAGCAAAGAACAUAACAUUAAUAGUUAACUAUAGUGACGAUCUUUACCACACUAUUUAAAAAGCGCACACGUUGAAAAUGGCUGAAGAAGAAGUGAUUGAGAUAGACAUGGCCCAGCUCAAGAAAAUGAAGGUUCCUGAGCUGAGAGCCAAGCUGGGAGAAUGGGGGCUGGAGACUAAAGGCACUAAGACUGAGCUACUGGCCAGAGUGGAUGCCUACCUCAAAGAAGAUGAUGAGGAGUUGCUUGACGAGGUGGAGGAGGUGCUGACUGAUCCCGAGGAGCCAGCAGAGGAACCACCGCCACCUGUAGUACAAGAGGAGGUAGCAAAGGAAGAGGAGAAGAUACCAGACAAACCAGUUAUUGAGGAUCCUCCGACAAAAUCCCAGUCUCCAAUUCCAGUCAAACCACCAGUUGCCACUACUACUGAGGCACUAACAGAGGCAGAGAAACAUCGUCGUAGAGGGGAGAGAUUUGGAGUUGUGAGUGAAGAGGCUAAGAAGCAGUCCAGGGCAGACAGGUUUGGGCUGACUGUGGAGAAGAAAAACUAUGACUCCCUCAGCAAGAGACCCCCCACAGAGGAGGAGUUGGAGCGUAUGAAGAAACGAGCAGAGAGGUUUGGCAUCACCCCGCCCUGUAUGGCCAAGGUGGAGGAGGAAGACAAAAAGAAGAAGAGGAUGGAGCGCUUUGGACUAGGCGUCACAGAGGUGUCAACUGACGUACGCAAGAAGAUGCGUGCUGAGAGGUUUGGACUUUGAACUCUUGACCUGAGAGAAUGACCCCAUGCACCCUCCGAACCCUUACUAACACUAUGUAAUCUGUAUUAUAUAUAUACAAUGCCUACACAUGCUUACUCGUUACUCGUUACUUUUGUUACAACUAUUAUCUUUCUGGCAAAACUUC
Messenger RNA from Halichondria panicea, 907 nucleotides. Its product is annotated as SAP domain-containing ribonucleoprotein-like. NCBI's taxonomy places the organism in Eukaryota, Metazoa, Porifera, Demospongiae, Suberitida, Halichondriidae. Gene Ontology annotation, biological process: poly(A)+ mRNA export from nucleus. The record is from RefSeq and is a predicted model, not a curated record. The transcript is spliced from 9 exons. Gene Ontology annotation, cellular component: nucleus. Bases 85 to 762 code for a protein of 225 amino acids.